AUGGGAAUCAGAUUUCCACCAUUUAAUGGGAUAGUUCUCUACCUACCUCACUGUGUCAAUAAUGAAACAUACAACUUCUGUGAUGCCGUCUGUGCCGGACUUCAGUUUGGAGAACCUGAAACAGGAGAUUGUGAAGGAUGCUCAAAUGAUUGUUCAGCAGUUUUUAGCCCAGUAUGCAGUUUAGAUCAGGAGAUCAUUUACCCAAACAGUUGUCAUGCAGCCUGUGCAGGAGUUCAGUUUAAAGAUUGCGAGGGUGUGAAUACAAUUAUCCCUGGUAAAUCCCCCCUGCCUCCUACACAUCUUCUUCCUGAGAGACUUCAGGGUUUCCAACCCAAGGAAGCUGCACCAGAGAAUUUUUAGCUUCUAGUUUUAUAGGUUAUUGUAAUUUUGUCAAGUAAAGUCUAAAUACCAAAAUAAAUUUUGUUCUUAGAAA
Eurytemora carolleeae is the source of this 433-nucleotide messenger RNA. RefSeq lists its product as uncharacterized. The transcript has 7 exons. The coding region runs from base 1 to 360 and encodes 119 amino acids. NCBI's taxonomy places the organism in Eukaryota, Metazoa, Arthropoda, Copepoda, Calanoida, Temoridae. The record is from RefSeq and is a predicted model, not a curated record.